AACUGUAGAUCGAAAAAAAACCGCAGCAGCACAGAUAUCUACAAGCAAAGCAAAGCUAAGCUCAGAAGUCGACAAUAACACAAAAAUGGGAGUGGAGAAACAAGUUAUCAGACCCGGAACUGGUCCCAAACCAACUGCUGGUCAAAACGUGACCGUUCAUUGCACUGGUUUUGGGAAAAAUCGUGAUCUCUCACAGAAGUUUUGGAGCACCAAGGAUCCAGGGCAAAAGCCUUUCGCGUUCAAAAUUGGCCAAGGAUCUGUCAUAAAGGGAUGGGAUGAAGGUGUCAUGGGAAUGCAAGUGGGAGAAGUUGCUCGCCUGCGGUGUUCUCCUGACUAUGCUUAUGGAGCUGGUGGAUUUCCAGCUUGGGGAAUACAACCAAACUCGGUCCUGGAUUUUGAGAUUGAAGUCAUAAGUUUGGAGUGAGUAAAUCGUGGGAGGAGGCUAUUCUAAAUAACAUGUCAUAGACAUGAGUAUUAUCUCCCAGCGUUUGAUGAACAUGUAAUAUGUUUAAGAUGGAGCUAUUUACUCUUGUUCUCUUACUAGGAACAAGGUUUGUAGCUUGGUUAAACAUUUCAUCAUCUUGAAAUGAGCAUGAUUUGGUGCCAAGCAUAAUGAAGCACUCAGUUUUCUCA
Messenger RNA from Populus nigra (black poplar), 633 nucleotides. Its product is annotated as peptidyl-prolyl cis-trans isomerase FKBP12. The record is from RefSeq and is a predicted model, not a curated record. Bases 86 to 424 code for a protein of 112 amino acids. Gene Ontology annotation, molecular function: peptidyl-prolyl cis-trans isomerase activity. Lineage: Eukaryota; Viridiplantae; Streptophyta; Magnoliopsida; Malpighiales; Salicaceae. The transcript is spliced from 5 exons.